AAUCUCAGUAUUCGCUACUGAUUUAAUGGAAAGUAUAAACGCAGCGUGUGUGCCACGCUUACAUUGAACACUUCCCGCAGCAAAGCCAAUCACUAUUCCCCUUACCCAUCGCGACUACUAUGAUACACCUGCAGUGUCACUACAGGUACAGAAGUAAAUGAGCACGUGUUAAAAUACGUACUGUAUGACGGGCUUAUUAUAGAGCACGUAUUACGGUAGUGCUGGUCUCUGUGGUCCUUGGCACUCGAGGCGCGUUUGACCGCUGCUCAUUUCGGAUUUCUCUCAUUAGAGUGUCAGCGUCACCUUUAUCCAUACAAUGUUCUCGUUUUCUUUCGCUGCCCUUGCAGCGGCUGCGUCCACGUUGGUCGCCUCCACCGAAGCCCACAGCUACAUGUCCGAUCCAAUGCCGACGUGGUCUGUCGGAUUCCCGAGUACCAACUACGCCGGACUGAUCGAUGGCCAGGACUACCUCCCUGUACCCAAGGGUAUGUCCUACGGUGGGACCCCUGAAAGUAAUACGGAAGCCUACUGGACAGCCUUCAACGCCAGCAAGUACACCUCGCUGAAGGACCUAGCGGACAAGACGAUGGUGCUACAGUCGCUGAGUCCUUUCGGAAAGGCUACCAAAGAGUGCGGCUUCUCCACCCCCAAAGGAACAAAGCGCAACCUACCCGCCAAAGUGCAAUGGAAAGACUUCGGCUACUCCCACCAGGGACCGUGCGAGGUCUGGUGCGACGACAAACUGGCCUUCAUGGACACCAACUGCGCGCUGCAUUACCCGGAGGUGCCUGCGUAUCUGCCCUACGACAUUGAUGUCUGUGUGGGCGCCAAGAUGAUCCAGUCGUACUGGAUCGCACUGCACGGGCUCCCAUGGCAGCUCUACCUGAACUGCGCGCCUCUCACGGGCAAGACGAACAGUACUUCCGAAGCUGUCGCCGGUGAGAGUGACUCAAUGCAGACGCAGACUACAACGACUGCCCCCUCGACUGUCGCGACCGAUGCCCCAGAGGCCACAACAGAGUCCGCCAGCGCUUCAGCUGACAGCUCGACUACAAGUGCCGCGGAUACGCCAGAGACUACAGACACCGACGCCUCCGAAGCUGCUACACCCGAGGAGACACCUGCUACCCCAACUGUGACCACGGCCACCCCAACGGCAACCCAGCCGACUGCACAGACAGAUGAGGGUGCAACUGGCGCAAAGUGCUCCCGCCGUCGCCACUAA
This is a messenger RNA of Phytophthora infestans T30-4, 1225 nucleotides long. RefSeq lists its product as uncharacterized. NCBI's taxonomy places the organism in Eukaryota, Oomycota, Peronosporomycetes, Peronosporales, Peronosporaceae. The record is from RefSeq and is a predicted model, not a curated record. Bases 317 to 1225 code for a protein of 302 amino acids. The transcript has a single exon.